UGGUAGCAAUGGCGCUCAACAUCAUUGAGAUUGAAAGACACAAACAAAUUUAGUCAUGAAGGAGUACAGAAGCCACGUAAUUCUGGUUCCAUAUCCGAGCCAAGGCCAUAUUAAUCCUCUUCUUCAAUUUGCAAAACGUCUGGUUUCUAAAGACGUGAAGGCUACAUUAGCCACAACCCAGUACACCGUCAAGUCCAUUUGUGCACCGCACGUUCAAGUUGAGCCCAUCUCCGAUGGGUUUGAUGAAGGCGGGUUUGCUCAAGCAAAAAACGAGGACUUUUUCCUCGAGUCUUUUGCAACAAAUGGCUCAAAAACUUUGUCUCAACUUAUUAGAAAAUAUGAAAAUUCUGCCACCCCUGCUACUUGCCUUGUGUACGACUCAUUUCUACCAUGGGCUCUUGAUGUUGCCAAGCAACAUGGCUUGUAUGGAGCUGCAUUCUUUACGAAUUCAGCUGCUGUUUGUAACAUUUUCUGUCGUAUACACCAUAGCUUGUUGACUCUUCCUGUGAAGCCGGAAGACACACCGUUGUCCAUACCCGGGUUGCCUCCGUUUAACUUUUCUGACUUGCCAACUUUUGUAAGGUUCCCGGAAAGUUACCCGGCGUAUUUGGCCAUGAAGCUCAGUCAGUUUUCAAACUUGGACAAGGCUGAUUGGAUAUUCGGAAAUACUUUUGAAGAAUUAGAAUCCCAGGAGGCUAGAAGUGUAUCAGAAUUAUGGCCGGGGAAGUUGAUAGGUCCGAUGGUGCCAUCGGCAUACUUGGACGGGCGAAUCAAAUGUGACACAGGAUAUGGAUCUAGUCUGUGGAAGCCACUGAGCGAGGAGUGCAUUGAAUGGCUUGAAACAAAGCCGAAGCAAUCAGUGGUGUACAUCUCUUUUGGGAGCAUGGUCUCACUAACAUCCAAGCAAAUGAAAGAGAUUGCCUGCGGGUUGAAGGACAGCGAUUGGCAUUUCCUUUGGGUUAUCAGAGAAUCCCAACGUGACAAACUGCUAGAUGGGUUCAUUGACUCCACAAAAGAAAAGGCUUUAGUGGUGACAUGGUGCAACCAACUGGAAGUGUUGGCACACGAAGCAGUGGGUUGCUUUGUGACACAUUGCGGGUGGAACUCGACGCUUGAAGGGCUGAGCCUUGGCAUGCCGAUGGUGGGUAUACCACAGUGGGCUGAUCAGCUGCCUGAUGCCAAGUAUGUGGAGGAAAUUUGGGAGGUAGGAGUUAGAGCUAAGGAGGAUGAAAUGGGGAUAGUGAGGAAAGAAGAAUUUAUCAAGUGUUUGAAGUUAGUAAUGGAGGGAGAGAGAAGUGAAGCAAUUAGAAGGAAUGCUAGGAAGUGGAAGAAGUCGGCAGAAGAAGCCAUUAGCGAGGGAGGGAGCUCUGAUAAGAAUAUCAAUGAAUUUGUGGACAGUUUGAUGCAUUCGAAUGUGAAGGCAAAGUAAUGGACAGCCAUGAGAUGUCGGCCAAAGUAUGCUUCUUGUAUUGCAAUUAGAUUAAUGAACGAUAGUGAUGAUGCCUCUGCAAUGAACCAGUUUUAUCCGCUGAUUAAAUGAAAACUCCAAUUGUAUUUGCGGCUGCCGACAGGCCAACCA
Messenger RNA from Mangifera indica (mango), 1579 nucleotides. RefSeq names its product UDP-glycosyltransferase 74B1. Gene Ontology annotation, molecular function: UDP-glycosyltransferase activity. Lineage: Eukaryota; Viridiplantae; Streptophyta; Magnoliopsida; Sapindales; Anacardiaceae. Bases 56 to 1429 code for a protein of 457 amino acids. The record is from RefSeq and is a predicted model, not a curated record. The transcript has 2 exons.